UAUGGAAUUUGAAAACGAUAGUUCUCAGGCUUAAUCUUCAUCUUAAUUUUAGAAUCCAUUAUUCUAUACACCUUCACAUAAUUAAUAGGUUUAUACAGUGCCACCAAAUACUAUUAAUCAUGUUUAAUAUUAGAAUUCAUAAAACUAAUUUUGGAUUUAAGGAACUAAUUUGAUAAAUCAACAAUAAAUGAUUGUAUAGAAAACAUUAAUAGAAUAACCAUCAUUAUAGUUACAAACUCAAUAAUUUUUUUAAUAACCACAAGAAUUAAAUGAUGAUGAUCAUGAUCAAGACUACUAACCAGAAGAAGAAUAAGGAUCUGAUUCUACAAGUAGUGAUGAAUAAUAAGAGGAUCUACAAGAAGAAGGUAAUUAUUAGAAUAAUAAUUUUAAGAAUAAUUUGAUGAUCCUGAUUUUGAUUUACAAGCAUACCUAAAAGUUCGUGAUCAACUUUGA
Molecule: messenger RNA, 453 nt
Organism: Paramecium pentaurelia
Lineage: Eukaryota; Ciliophora; Oligohymenophorea; Peniculida; Parameciidae
Source: the annotation of a GenBank genome assembly